UUGUUUUUUUUUUCCCACUAAGUUUUGCUUCUCAUUGCCACAUCAUGGUUUUGUGUCCUUUUUUUUCCUUCCAGUGAAGUUUUCAUGCUUUGCCUAUUGACUAUAUACUGAAAUGCAAAGGUUUCCCUGUUCUUUUCUUUUUCUGUUGCAAAUUCCGUUGAUUUAUUCAAUUUUGAAAGGAACAAGACCCAGUCUCAUAGUACCAAAGACCUUAUUAAAUACAAACGGCACUUACACUUUUUUUAGAUUGACAAUAAGGAGAAAAUAAGUGCACAAUUCUUCUGUUAGGAUGUGUCUAUACAGAGGCAGAAUGAUGAGUACCCUCUUUAAUUUUGCCAUCAAGCUAGUGCUCAAAAUGUUCCUCAUCCUACUUAGUCAUCAUGAUACGGAGCUUUGUCUAAGCUCAUAUUCCAUGCCAAGAUUUUGCUGAGAGGUAUUACUGUAUGCAUAAUGAUGUACUAAUAAAUGUGGGUUUCCAACCACAGCUGGUUUACAUCAGGCUAGUUAAGAUUGUGAGCACCCAACCUUUUAUACUCUGAAAUGCUUAUAUUUGAUUGUGGCUUCUGCUAACACAACUGUAGAUGCUUCUGCUGUACACCACCAUUAAUAGAUCAGACAUAGGCUGUACGUUGUGUUUUGGUUCAAUUACAGGUAUUGAUCGACUUGUCCAGUGUCUCUCAGCUUGAUAACACUCCUCGGUGGUACCCUUUAAAAGAACAGAGUGAGAACAUUGAUCAUGGGAAAUCUCAUUCCGGACAGAAUAGCCAGCAAUCUCCAAAACCAUCUGUCAUCAAAAGUAGGAGUCAUGGAAUCUUCCCAGACCCUUCCAAGGACAUGCAGGUGCCCACCAUUGAGAAAUCCCACAGCAGUCCAGGGAGCUCCAAAUCUUCUUCUGAAGGACAUCUACGUUCUCAUGGGCCAUCCCGCAGCCAAAGCAAAACCAGCGUCACUCAAACACACCUUGAAGACGCUGGGGCAGCCAUCGCUGCUGCUGAAGCAGCUGUCCAACAGCUUCGCCUUCAACCAACAGCACAUAAAAGCGGUCAAUCUAAUCAUGCCAGGAAGCAGCACAGACACAGCAUAGCAGGAGUCCUCCCUAUUCAAAGAACUCAGUCUGACAAUCUGCCUCCACCAGCCAAUGACAACAAAGACCAAAGCCAACUAGCCCUCAGGAAAGUGAUGUCUGAUGGACCAGUCAAGCCUGAAGGAGCAAGGUCUACUAACCACCGACCUGCAGAAAGUUCUGUCUCCACUGGCUCAUCAGUCAGUAGCUUUGGCAGUGGAUACAGCAUGGAUAGUGAAGGCAGCAGCAGUGCCACGGGAGAGAAUAAUCUGUUUCCCAUCCCAAGAAUAGGGAAGAUGAGCCAGAAUGGACAAGAACCAAUAAAGCAGUCAGGAGUGGGAUUAACUGAUGCAGAAGGUAAAAAGAAAUACAAACAACGCUACAGUGGUAUUCCCUUCUAUUUAUAAAACUGAUAUGAUGAUUUCUCUUAAUUGUUAUGGUAUGAAAGAUUAGCUUAUGCUCUCUUUGUAUUGUAGUUUAAGGUUCUCUCUUUCAUUUAUUCUAAAGGCCCUUUGCACAUAGUACCGAUGUAAUGAGUCUUCAUUUAAAUGAGAAGCUUGUUUUACCUGUUUAUUUAAAAUAAUUAAAUAGAUUGCAAUGAAUAAUAUCUGUUUUUCAGUGUUCAUUGCUUUUCAUAGUAUUGGAAUAAAAAAAUAUGAAGUACAGAGCUGACUCAAUACCCAUUAAAUUGAUAGAAAACAUCCAGUGGCUGUCAGGCUCUGUGUUUAUAGGAUUUCAGAAUACUUCAUGAAGAAAUUAAUUUUGUUGACUAUAUAAAACAUUAACAUUAAAUAAAAAUGUUAGCUGAACAUCAGGUUUGACCACUGCACUUAAAGCAUAAUGAAACACUAUGAUCGGGAAAUCCGGAAUUAAUGGUUUUUUUUUGUAUGAAUGUGUAUCUACCAAAGAAGGAGCCAUUGUAGUGUUGGAGCUAGAAAGAGCCUGACAGGAUGGCUGUUAAAAGAUCCAUGUGCAAUGUGAUCAUUUUGUAUAAUAAUGGACAAUUGCAUGAAAAUUAAGAGUUAGUGUUUUGUAUUGAAGGAUAUGUUAGGAAAAUUCCAUUUCCCUUUACCUGUAAGGUAUUUUCUUUCAAGUGUAUGCUUCUGUUGACCUCAAAUAUAAAACCUAAUUAUUGUGACCUUCAUUUUAUUAUUAAAAUAAUAUUUUUAUCAUUUGAAUGAAUUUCAGUACUACCUUGGGUUUUAACUAAUUCAUAAAUUGAAAUUUAUAUACGCAAUUGAAGUCAUUUUAAGUUCAACCUUAAAAAAAACAUUAUUUAUCAGGUUUCUGCAAUCUGUUUACAUGGAGUAAUAAUUGCUGUUGCUAUAUUUGAGGUAAAAAUAAUCUAGUUUUGCACAGAUUUGAAGAAGUUAAACUAGAAUAUUGAAGGGUAAAACUCUUUUUCAAAGCAAGAAUCCUGAACCGUUUAUAUGCAGUUUGUUGAAUCCUUAAAUACAUUACCUAUCAUGCAAAAAUCCAAAUUUAGCUGCUUAUCAAACUUCAAUUCAUUCAAGGGAUCUUAUAAAUAUUUUUAAAACAAACAUCUUUGAAAAGAGAGGUGGUGGGAAGAAAAUGGGAAAUCAGGAAUUUUCCAUUUUUACUUUGUUGUGGUGUGUUUAAUUCAAAAAGAUAAUUGUAAAGAAAUAGUUUUUCAACAUUUUGUUCAGCAUAAAUUGCCCCUUAGUUCAUGUUUUUGAUCAUAAACUUCAGCAAAUACAAACACAAAAUGUUUUAAUAUAAUGUUUGUAUCACUCCAAAAGAAGAUAUAAAUACCCAACUCUUUUCAAAGUUUCAAAAAGAUGACUAGUUAACAUUCAGUCACUCAAAGUUUUUUCCCCAAAGGCAUACUUCUGCUCAUCUUUAAAGUCUGCAAAUCGCUCAAGAGCUUUGAUUCCCCAGUUUUCACUUAUGAUGCAGCCUGGUUCCCUUAAAAUAAAGACUCUAAUUCAAUUACUUCAAUUAAAAAUCUAAAAUAAGAAAAACAAGAGUGGUCCUCACUAAGCAUUGUUUCUUCCCAUUGAGAGAAGGUGGGAGGCAGCCAAGUUUUUAGUGUCUGACUUCUAGUUGAAAAGUGGGGACAGAUCAAUUUCAAAUGAUAAAACAAGCCAAAGGCUGGAACGCAUUUCUGUUUCAGCAUGUAAAUACAAUUAUAUUUUGGGGAUGUAAUUCAGAAUGUAGAUGAAUCUAUAUUAACCAAAAGAAUUUCAAUAUUAUAGAAAUAUUGUGGUAUUAUUUUCAUAAAUGAACAAAAGUUAAUGAAAAACUUAAAGUCUUAAAGGUCAGAUAUCUUUUCUGUAGCAUACAGGACCAGAUGAGCUCCACAAUUAACUAGCAGUAAAUAUUUAUUCCCAUUUUUUAUUGAACAGUGGUUCUCAUGGCAAUGAGAAUUAUUUUCUCAUUGCAGAUAAGAAUUUAGCAUUAUAGUUAAAAACAUAAUUCUAGUACUAUUUUUAUAUUUUGAAAUACUCUUACUGGCUGACUUCUGUGAAAAGUAGCAUAUAGAUUACUCUCUUUAAUAUUGUGUUGAAUGAAUGUAAUUCCUUAAACAUGCACAUCUACUGAUAUUUGAAAUAUUUUAGUCAUGCAAGCCAUUUACACAGGCUUAGAAAUAUGUCAGGGAACUUACACAACCAAGAUGUUUAAGACAGGUAGCAGGAGGCAAGGCAAGGUAGGACUCUCAAAUGGCAACGAAAACUGGUUUUUAGCCAGCUGGAUUAAUACUGUGGCAACAGAGUUCAUGUUCAGCUCACAGAGUACAACAUUAGAAUGUACACUAGUGGAAUAAUCAGGGAAAAAUAAAGCUGCUUUUUGUAAUUGUUUACUGACCUGAGAAAUGUGUUAAUGUUUUGUUGGGAAUGGUUUUUGUGAUAUGAAAAUGUACGAAGUAAGCAAAUAUCAGUGAACAGUACUACUUACUUUGCUAAAACAACUGAAUGGUCAAUAUAAAUAACUGUGAGUAUCGCUAUGAUAAUCUUUGUUUCUCUAAACAUAUCAUCUUGUCAUUUUCUGUAUUUUCAUACUAGAAUAUAAAAUAAUUCAGAGUUUUGUUCUUCGACACUGUGUUAGUUAUUUUUAUGAUAUGCAUUGUUGCAUGCUAUCUUAUACUUCACAUUCUGCCUUGAGCAGAUGAAAAGAUUAACCUUAAAUUUCAGUAAAUCUUAUGAUGCAUAUUGUGAUCUUUAUUGAGUUAUGCAAACCAAUUUCUUUAUUCAUUUCAGAAAGUGCAAUAUCUUUUGUUUAAAGUUUGCUUAUGAAAUGUCUCUGGAAUAUUACAGACAUUACAGACAAAAUAACAGUUGUUUUCCCUGUAAGGAUUGAAAGUAACAAUUAAAAACACAUGAUUAAUAUAUUGAUUCAGUGUUAGAUCAUGAUUGGUUUAUGUACUCUAAGUAUCUACUCAGCCAACAGAUCAUACAUGGUAUUUUCCACUUACCAACAAUUUUUCAAAUUAAGAAAUAUGUAGGGAAAAUUAUUUUAUUGAAUUUCAGAACUGUUUAUCUACAAGAUAAUUUCAGCUGCAAUUAUUUCUAAUAGGAAAGAGCUGUAUAGAUACAAGGAGCAUUUUAACUGAAAUAGUUUAUUAUAAGUAAAUUUUGAAACUUCUCAUUUUGAAUAUGCUGUGUACAUUUAAGAUAAACUUUUGGUAUUUCAGAGGUCCAUAUGAAAUGAAUGUUCUUUUAGAAAAUACAAAAUGUGUUAUAAGAAACAUCAGUAAGCAUGACAUGCCUUCACUCAUUCCAUAGUUGUAGUCAACAAAUACUUGCAAAGCUUGUCAUACUCUGUGCUUGGCCUUGCUUAUAGACUUCCAGACACAAAAUAGCAAAUUUCUUAUAGGAACUGAGUGCCCAUGCCUUCCAACAGAGUGCAGUCAUUCAUUUUUUCUUAAAUUUCCAUCCAGCAUGUGUACUGAAUUCCAAGCACUUCUCUAUGCACUUCUGCCAUGGGCUCACUUUCUGGCAUUUCCACUGGUUCUUUGAAUGUCAGCUUGAUCAGAAAACUCCAGAAUAUUCUAGUAAACGUUUUCUAGACCUAUUUCCAGAUUCAAGUAUAACGAAUAGAUGUGUAAUGUUUCAAAACAAUAAAUGUUUCUAACAAUAAAUAUUUACUUACUGAACUUCUGGAAGAUAAUGUGCUGGUGAUAAGCGCUCGUGGUUUACAUAACCAUACAUUAACAUUCACAGUGGUUUUUGUUGUUGUUGUUGUUGUUGUUUUUUGCAUGCUAUGUAUUUUCUCUAGUUACAGGUGAAAAAUAGUGUGGUGACAACAGCAUGCUCUACCAGAAAAAAAUUACGAUUCCAUGCUUUUUAUUUCACAUAGUCAGAGUAGUCUAACCUGAAAACAGAACUUUAUAUUUUCCUUAAUUUUUGAGAUGUGUGGCUCGUCAGUCUGGAUAAAAAACUAAGAUACAAGGAUUCAAUAAUCUCAACAAUUUCGUCAAUUGACAAAGUCUAACCUUUAUUU
Meleagris gallopavo (turkey) is the source of this 5524-nucleotide messenger RNA. The record is from RefSeq and is a predicted model, not a curated record. Lineage: Eukaryota; Metazoa; Chordata; Aves; Galliformes; Phasianidae.